Molecule: messenger RNA, 974 nt
Organism: Folsomia candida
Lineage: Eukaryota; Metazoa; Arthropoda; Collembola; Entomobryomorpha; Isotomidae
Product: vitelline membrane outer layer protein 1 homolog
Exons: 4
Coding region: 56-709 (217 amino acids)
Source: RefSeq, a predicted model, not a curated record
UGUUUAUUUUCAUAUACCGAUUUAUUGCACACAAACAUCACGAAUUUGGAAAAAAAUGGGACGUGUUAGAAUAACGUGUUGGAUUCUUCUUUUGCAAUCCUUAUCGGUUUUUGCGGAGGAUGAGAAUGAUGUGAUAAUUCAAGCUCCAGAUGUCACACCGUUUGGAAGAUGGGGACGGAUGGAAAACUGUUCUCAGGGACUAUUUGUAACUGCAUUUCAAGUCAAGGUCGAGGGAAAGCAUAGUAUUGUCGACGACACAGGUCUCAACGGGGUUCGUUUCUACUGCGGCACACCCACCACGUUGGAGGACGAAGCUGGUCAAAGUUAUUUAACCUGGGAAAAUGUGACGAGCAGUGUCGGAUUAUUUGGUCACUGGGGCCACGUGAAUAACUGCACUACUUACGCAGUCGGAUUUGAUCUUGAAGUUCAAGAACCACAAGGAAAAUAUAAAGAUGACAUUGGUGCAUCUAAUUUAAAGGUGCUUUGUGCGGAUGGGGCUCAAAUUGAGGGCUACUUUAAUAAUGGAGAAGGCCACAAAUUUCACAAUGUCAGUUACACAGGUGUACAGAGGUGCCCAACGGGUUAUGCUUUGUGUGGUAUCAAGACAAAAGUGGAAAUUUAUCAAGUUUUGGGAGACGAUACAGGAUUGAAUAAUAUUGCUGCAAAGUGUUGCUCACUUACCGACGUCAUUCCAAUUAUCGCUGGAUAACUUUUCAAAAAUUAGCAUACGGCAAAGAUGGACACAUAUUUAAGACAUGCCGAAUAAAUGAGUGGAUAAAAAUAACUUAUGGAAAUAUUUAUUGACAAUAAGCAUAAUACGUUUAGUAUCGUUUAUAUCUCAAAAAUUUAUUUUUUUCUAUGCACUUCAAUAAUCUAUCAAAUAUGUAGCUACUGUUUAACUGACAAUUCCACUAAAAUGUCAAAAAAUUUGAUGAAUAAAAACAAAAGUGACCAAGUUUGACGUCAAAACGAGA